Fusarium coffeatum is the source of this 1467-nucleotide messenger RNA. RefSeq lists its product as uncharacterized. Gene Ontology annotation, biological process: proteolysis. The coding region runs from base 1 to 1467 and encodes 488 amino acids. The transcript has 4 exons. Lineage: Eukaryota; Fungi; Ascomycota; Sordariomycetes; Hypocreales; Nectriaceae. The record is from RefSeq and is a predicted model, not a curated record. Gene Ontology annotation, molecular function: metallodipeptidase activity.
AUGGGGCGGCAGGAACCUCUCCUAGCAUACAACACCACUCGGCCUUCGAGGACCAGGGGCUCAAACCGUUCAGUCAAGGGAGGACUGCUCUCUCAGAUUCACAACAAUUCUUAUCAUGAGACUCCUUCUUCACCAAAGUUGACACCUCGAAGGGCUAUUCUAGCCAUAUUCCUUGCCCUUCUGGGACUCAGCUUGUUGCAUCGGCCAGUUAGCAAUCGUUAUAAUGGCGUUCCUCGCUAUGGCAGUGGUCUCCGGACACCCGAAGAGCGAGCACGUCAUAUUCUCACUACCACCCCAUUGAUAGAUGGCCAUGUCGAUUUCCCAAUAGUAUUGCGGUUUGCGUAUGGCAAUCAGAUCUACGAUGAGAACUUUACUCAGCCUUUUGAGAAAGGUGAACUUCCUGGACAUGUGGAUUUGCAUCGUCUUCGCCAGGGACAGAGCGGUGGUGCUUUCUGGAGUCUGUUUGCCCCUUGCCCAUCGAACGGCUCUGACUUCUCCGAUGAGAACUAUGCUUCAAGCGUUCAGUUCACAUUGGAUCAGAUCGAUGUCAUGACUAGGCUGCAGGCGGCCUAUCCCAGUCAUUUCUCCGAAAAGGUCGACAGCUCUAAUGCAUUCGAGGUCUUCAAGCAGGGCAAAUUGAUAUCGCCCUUCGGUAUCGAGGGAUUGCACCAGAUUGGCAACAAAGCAGCCAACCUUCGCAAAUUCCAUGAGCUCGGCGUUCGCUAUGCUACCCUGACUCACAACUGCCAUAACAAGUUCGCCGAUGCUGCUGUAUUAGAAAACCCAACUCGCAAGGCCGAACCUCUGUGGGGAGGGGUCAGUCCUCUGGGUCGCAAGCUCGUUCGUGAGAUGAACCGCAUUGGUAUGAUUGUUGAUAUCUCUCACGUCAGUGAGGAUACUAUGCUCGACGUUCUGGGUGGUGGAGAAGACUGGACUGGCUCUGAAGCCCCUGUCAUCUUCUCUCAUAGCUCAGCCUACAGUGUCUGCCCUCAUCCACGAAACGUCAAGGACAAUGUUCUGCAGCUCGUCAAGCAGCGCAACUCUAUUGUCAUGGUUAACAUCGCCCCUGAUUUCAUUUCUUGCGUUGAUGCUGGGAAUGAAAACGGUAUGCCUGAUUUCUACCCACAGAACUCUACUCUUGCACAUGCAGCUCAGCAUAUCAUCUACAUUGGCAACCUAAUUGGCUACGACCAUGUUGGUAUCGGCACCGACUUUGACGGCAUUCCAACAGUGCCCAAGGGACUCGAAGACGUUACAAAGUAUCCGGAUUUGAUCGCCGAGUUGCUUCGACAGGGCGUGAGCAAUGUUGACGCAGCCAAGGUUGUUGGUGGUAACCUGCUCCGAGUAUGGAAAGAUGUAGACACUGUUGCAGCUCGACUACAGAACAAGGGGCAGCUGCCACUGGAGGAUGACCUGCCCAAGAUGAAGUUCGAUGAGGCGAGAGAGGCUUCCUCAAAGGAUACGUAG